CACCGGGUUCAGUUGCCUGGCGAAACUCUGUUGGAUCGGUUUUUUCUACCUUGGGUGCUUUUCCGUUGUUAUUGCUAACUUCAGUUUGCUUUUGGACAAUCCUUUUCUGGUGCUGAAUUUUUGUGUUUUGCGUGAGUGUGUUUUGUUUCGCUGCUUCAACUCCGAUCAGCUUUAGCAAGCAGUUUUUGGUGCAAUUUUUCGGUGAAAGUUUUUUUUUCGAAUUUUCUGAACCGGAUAGGAAAAGUUUGCGAAUCAUGCGGCUGAUAAUCCUGGACACUGCUGACUACGUGGGUGAAUGGUCUGCCAAGUAUGUGAUGAAACGUAUCAACGAUUUUAAACCGGGCCCGGACAAGUACUUUACACUGGGGCUCCCAACUGGUUCGACGCCGCUCGGAAUGUAUCGGUAUCUAAUCAAGUUCCACAACGAGGGCAAAAUCUCUUUCAAGUACGUGAAGACUUUCAACAUGGACGAAUAUGUCGACCUGCCAAGGGAUCACCCGGAAAGCUACCAUUACUUUAUGUGGCACAACUUCUUCAAGCACAUCGACAUCGAUCCGGUGAAUGUGCACAUUUUGAAUGGAAAUGCGCCGGAUUUGGUGGCUGAAUGCAAUGCUUUCGAAGUUAAAAUUAAGGAAGCCGGAGGCAUUGAACUGUUCAUCGGAGGAAUCGGUCCCGAUGGCCACAUUGCCUUUAAUGAGCCAGGGUCGUCGUUGGUCUCGAGAACCCGAGUAAAAACCCUGGCCCAAGAUACCCUGGAGGCAAAUGCACGAUUUUUCGGAAACGACAUCUCAAAGGUGCCGAAACAGGCCCUUACCGUCGGAGUGGGAACCGUGAUGGAUGCACGGGAAGUGAUGAUCAUGAUCAUCGGGGCCCACAAAGCUUUCGCCCUGUACAAGGCCAUCGAGGAGGGUGUCAACCACAUGUGGACGGUGAGUGCCUUCCAGCAGCACCCGCACACCAUCAUGAUCUGCGACGAGGAUGCAACCCUGGAGCUGAGAGUUAAGACUGUCAAGUAUUUCAAGGAUUGCUACGCGUUGGCCACGGCCAGUGGAAACCUGGACGAUGCUACCCGGCCUAAUUGAUGACCGUCGUCGGAUCCGGAGCAGAGGCUCAGCUGUUGAUCCUGGACCCAGUCUCCGGCUGUUGAAAUAAAAAUAAAGGAUUUACCUUUUUUUUCGUCUCUCGAAUUUGGGUAUACCUACCUACUUAUAUGUUUUGUAUAUUUAUGUUUGCUCCCACGCCGUCGUCGUCCCACCGGGGAGGAUCAAUUUUGUCCAAAUCACCUCCGGGCUUCCGAGAGAAUAAUCCGAAAGUGAAGAAGGAGGUGCCUAAGUGGAAUGAUUUGCGUUCGAAUGGCAUUUCAGUUUUUCACAUCAUUCAAGCUAUUAAUUAAAUUUCUUUUUUCAUAUGUUUCAUUUGUAUUUUACUCUUUUUCACCCAAAAAAA
Messenger RNA from Uranotaenia lowii, 1446 nucleotides. It is a transcript of the gene Oscillin, whose product is annotated as glucosamine-6-phosphate isomerase. Gene Ontology annotation, biological process: N-acetylneuraminate catabolic process; carbohydrate metabolic process; N-acetylglucosamine catabolic process. The transcript is spliced from 3 exons. The coding region runs from base 255 to 1082 and encodes 275 amino acids. Lineage: Eukaryota; Metazoa; Arthropoda; Insecta; Diptera; Culicidae. Gene Ontology annotation, molecular function: identical protein binding; glucosamine-6-phosphate deaminase activity. Gene Ontology annotation, cellular component: cytoplasm. The record is from RefSeq and is a predicted model, not a curated record.